AUGAUGUUGUCAGGAUACACUACAUAUGUAGCGUACCUUGUCUUUCGAACUACUAGCAAUUCCCAAGGACUUUCUGUCCCCGCUAAAAUAAUAGUAAACUUUUGUGGGCUAAAAAUGGAGACCGAAAAUGUGUAUCUUCAAAGACCAAAGGCUAGUGAAAUAUGGCAAGAAAAUGAUAGGUUUCCUCAUAGGAGAAAAGAUGGGUGGAUGGAGAUCAAGUUGGGAGAAUUUAUUAAUAACAAUGAAGGAGAUAUUGGUGAGGUUGAGAUGGCUUUUGACGAGGUUAAACAUUUAAAUUGGAAGCGUGGUAUUAUCGUGGAAGGCAUUGAGAUUCACCCUAAAUCCACAUUUACUGAUCAACAUUCGCCAUUUGAAAACUACACAUACACACACAAACAUAGGGAGAAUGAGAUGAUCAAGGAAGUAGCCAGUCGGUUGAAAUUGCCAGAACCUCGUCAGCCAUCAGAAUUGCUAGAACGUCGUCAGCCGGGCAUACUUUCACUAACUUUUCUACAAAAAAUAUUACAGAGAUGUACGAAACCAAACAAAAUAAGAAAUUGA
Messenger RNA from Lactuca saligna, 561 nucleotides. Lineage: Eukaryota; Viridiplantae; Streptophyta; Magnoliopsida; Asterales; Asteraceae. The record is from the annotation of a GenBank genome assembly.